GUCGGCCACAAAAAUCCCCAUGUCUUGCCGAUGACAUGAAAUCUCCUCCCACACCACUGGGUUCUUCUUCCUCUGCCUUAGAAAUGUCAGGAUAUGACCUUCCAUCCGAGCAAUUACUCCCAGCGUCUGUCUCGCGAGUCCGACAUCCAAAGGUCGGCCAUGUACAUCGUAAACUGGAAGCGAGACACUUGCAAAUGAUUGCGAUUGGGGGCACAAUAGGUUAGGCUCUCAGAGAUAGAACGUUGUCAAGGCACCUUGUUAGAGCAGAGCAUCAUCACAUUCAGGCGUUGAAACAAGCCGCCAGCCUGGCGCUUGCUGACAAGUAACUCAUUCCUAGGAACCGGUUUAUUUGUCGGUUCUGGAGCAACUAUUGCUCUCGCCGGCCCAGUGGGAGCACUUGUUGCAUUUUUUAUUGUUGGCACCAUGGUCUUUUUUAUCACAUCAAGUCUCGGGGAAAUGGCAACCUUAAUACCUGUCUCGGGAUCAUUUGCUACAUACGCUGGGCGAUUCGUAGAUCCCGCCUAUUCGUUUACUCUCGGCUGGAAUUACUGGGCACAGUGGGCGGUCUCACUACCUUCGGAGCUCAGUGCUCUGGGCAUCAUCAUGGGCUUCUGGACUCCAAACGUCCCGACUUGGAUUUGGUCUGGAUCAAUUCUUACAGCCCUCGUGGCGGUGAAUGUGGUUAGUGUGAAAGGGUUUGGCGAGUCGGAGUAUUGGUUAUCCGCCAUAAAAGUGGUUGCAGUGAUAGUGUUUGUUAUUGUUGGCUUGGCUGUUGAUGUAGGGUGGCUGGGAUCUGAGCCUGGCACUGGCUUUACCUAUUGGACUAUACCCGGUGCUCCUUUCAAGAAUGGUAUCCUGGGUGUUUUCAAUGUGUUUGUAAUUGCAUUUUUCAGUUUCGGCGGCACUGAACUAGUGGGUAUCACUGCGGGGGAAGCGAAGAACCCUAGAAAGACUGUUCCGAAAGCUAUCAAUCAAACCUUCUGGCGGAUACUACUCUUUUACAUCUCAACCAUCUUCAUCAUUGGCCUUGUUAUCCGUAAUGACGACCCAUCUCUGCUCGAUUCUGCCGAAACAGACGAUAUCAAGAUAGCUCCAUUCACCCGUGUCUUUGAAAAAGCUGGACUUACGAUUGCUGCUCAUGUUAUGAAUGGGGUGAUCUUUACUGCGGUCCUGAGUGCCGGGAACAGUGCCAUUUAUGCAGCGUCGCGUACACUGAUGACGCUGGCAAAUGAAGGCAAAGCGCCAAAGUUUCUAGGAGCGGUAGCGUCGAAUGGGGUGCCAUUGUGGAGUCUGGCUGUGACAACAGCCGUAGGUUGUCUUGCAUUUUUGGGAAUAAUAUGGGGAGAUGGCCUUCUGUUCACCUGGCUCCUCCACCUAACGGGCAUGUCGGGCAUUCUGACCUGGCUAUCCAUAACCAUUGUUCACCUACGCUUUCGAGCAGCGUACAAAGCACAGAACCGCCGAAUUGAGGACUUACCUUACAAGGCUCCAUUCUUCCCCUAUGGCCAGUGGCUCUCCGUUGUAUUGGCCUGUUUAAUUAUUUUUGGACAGGGAUACUCUGCAUUUGCUACUCGCCCAUUCCGAUUUCAAAAUAUUGUGGCUGUGUACCUCGGAUUACCAGUUUUCAUCUCAUUAUUUGUAUACUACAAAAUUCGCCACAAGACGCAGCUCGUGCCACUGUUGGAAUGCGACUUUGACACCGGACAGAUCAUUCUAGAUGAUGAUGAUGAUGAUGAUGACGGGAGUGAAUUGGACGAAGAACAAGUUGGUUUAUGUGAGGAGCAAGAUACAAAAGAUGUCGACGAGGAAGCAGAUGGACAGGAGGGCUGAGCAACUAUUGUUGCACACUCCUGCAUAUUUAUUCAUUUUGUCCUGCAAAUAUCUCAUAUUGUUGGGACACCUCCUCCAAAAACCCUUGACCGUGUUGUCAAGGAUGACUGUACAUAUAAAUCUAGCAAGCCUUGCAACAGAGAGCCUGUCUAACUGUCCGUCAUCUCAACUCCGAAUAUCAAGUGACUAUCGUACAUGUCCCUGCAUCCUUGCCUUCUCGCUUUCCAGACGGGAAUACAAUAAAUGUCGUAUCUCGUUGAUCUUGC
Spizellomyces punctatus DAOM BR117 is the source of this 2096-nucleotide messenger RNA. RefSeq lists its product as uncharacterized. Gene Ontology annotation, molecular function: amino acid transmembrane transporter activity. Lineage: Eukaryota; Fungi; Chytridiomycota; Chytridiomycetes; Spizellomycetales; Spizellomycetaceae. The record is from RefSeq and is a predicted model, not a curated record. The transcript is spliced from 15 exons. Bases 424 to 1830 code for a protein of 468 amino acids. Gene Ontology annotation, cellular component: membrane. Gene Ontology annotation, biological process: amino acid transmembrane transport.